Molecule: messenger RNA, 835 nt
Organism: Danio rerio (zebrafish)
Lineage: Eukaryota; Metazoa; Chordata; Actinopteri; Cypriniformes; Danionidae
Source: RefSeq, a predicted model, not a curated record
UUUCUUUCAGGCACAUUCCAGUUUAGCCCUCCCGAGGCUAAAACGGCUGGCUAUUACUAUGCCGAGCCAGCGACAGUGUGGUCACUCGGGAUUCUUCAAUAUGUCCUGAUGUUCAAAAAAUUUCCAGACAACCAUGACCUCCUCAAGUUGAAUGACAGAAAUUUACACCAACACGGAAGGUCAAAAGAAUGCAGCGAUUUCAUCAGCGGUUGUCUGCAGACACUGCCCUGGUCUCGGUAUAAGCUGAAUGCACUUCGUGCCCAUGACUGGUUUAAGAGAAUUGUAAAAAAGAUCUAGCAUUUGACAAAGGACCACUUCCAGAAUCUCCCAGUUCAGUGCUGGAUUCGGCUAAAAACUCCAGCAGCUCCAACCAAAAUAGAAGAAGCUGAGGAUUUUGAGCCAACCACACCACCAUAGUCCUUUAGCUAAACAUAACUUUAUCCAGAGAGCUGAACAUAGUUUGGUCCUGCAGUGUCAUAGCUCUUAUUUCAACAUUUACACUGGCUCUAAUUAAAAUUCAUGUAAAUUACAAAAAUUAUAAAAAAUGAUAAAGCACUUUACAGUUUAGACCUUCAUAUAGUGUACACAGCCCUUCUUACACUUUAAUAUCAGCUUUUGCUUUAACUCUUACACUUCCACAUGCUAAAAUAAAAUGUAUAAUAAAAUAAUAAAAAAAAAAAUCUCAGUCGUUCCCAGUCCAGGUCCAUAUAUUUUGGGUGUCACUCUCUAAAAAAUGUAAUUUGAGCCAGAGGAGAGAGACUCCUGACCAAUGAUUACUGGGAUCAACUGAUAUAUAUACAGGGUUUCCAAUGAGCAUUAUCACUCACCAGCCAAU